Molecule: messenger RNA, 2351 nt
Organism: Archocentrus centrarchus (flier cichlid)
Lineage: Eukaryota; Metazoa; Chordata; Actinopteri; Cichliformes; Cichlidae
Gene: spata7
Product: spermatogenesis associated 7
Exons: 12
Coding region: 186-1931 (581 amino acids)
Biological process (GO): microtubule cytoskeleton organization; photoreceptor cell maintenance
Cellular component (GO): photoreceptor distal connecting cilium; axoneme; ciliary basal body
Source: RefSeq, a predicted model, not a curated record
CAAUCAUAGCAACCAGCAUGGCGACGGAGACGCAUUACUUGGCUCUGCAGUUGCUUAAGCUAUUAUAGGUUAUUACCUUUACGAUACCUGAUUAUAUUACUGCGUCGGCAUGUUUACAGUUAAGUGCACUGAGGUUUCUGGAUGUGUUCAAGCUCUGCCUUCGCUGCUUCAGAAUAUGUCCGAGGAUGGGAUAUGCUGAGUGCUUUAUUAUGGACUCGAGAAUAGGGAGUGUGUCCUCUGGACUGGGGUACAGCCCAGGUGUGAAAGGAAAGGCUUUGAAAAGUAGCCCUUUCUGUCCUCGUUCCUCCAGCAAGUUGACACAGUCCAUCAUUAAAGACCACAUGGUGUCUCAUUACAAAAAGGUUUACUCAGCUAAAGCUGCAAUUGAUGCCUCAGUACCCAAAAGCUUGCUAUAUAGUGUGAAGUACAAUGACCAGAUCAGGCAGAAUCAGUUGAGGAAAGGUGGUCGUCCUCAGUCGGCCCCCGCACAGAGGAAUAGCAGAACCUCCUACUCCUCAUCCCAGAGCAGAUUAUCUGUGCAGUACGAUGACAGCGCCUACCUUUGCUCGAGGAGCUCCUUGGUCUCCAGCCCUAGAUUCAAUACCACAUUUAAAGUCAAUGAGAUAGUUUAUCCGUCAUGUAAAGUCAGCUCUCAUCACACUCGCCCAGCAUCAGAAAUGAAGUACCGGAGCCCAGAGGCAGCUUUUCGAAGAAAGCCGUCAGCUUGUUCAUUGGCAGCUUCUGGAGAUGAGAGUUCCUACAAAACCUUCCAGGACCCCGUCCAGAAGACAUACAGCGGAGACUUGCUACUGAAACAUUCACAGCACUUUACCCAAGGCAAACCGUUUACUCCUAAGACCUUAAAAUCAGAUAAGAGCUCAUACCUGUCAAAUUAUCGCUAUUACAGAGCACCACGGAGGAAGCCUACUCAGGACAGCAGUAACUCAGCCUUGUUUCAGCAGGAGACGUAUGAUGGAAGCACAAUAAACAAGGAAUACACACAGGAUGUUGAUGAGCCAUCUCAGGGAUUUAUUACAGAGCAUGAGUGGUUUGAGGAUGAGCUUAAUGGCACAUAUUCAUCAUCAAGACAAAAGAGUCAAGCAGCCAAGGGCAGAGAACGCUUUCUUUUUGACUCCUCAUCCAGGGUCUCACCAGAUGGCGGGAAAUCUCCCAGCAUGAGGAGAGUGUCUGCAGAAGAAGAAGAAUUAAUGUACCUUGAAUUCAUUUCUGCUGUGACAGAAGAUAUCUUGUCCAGGGGACAUAUUUCUGACAGGGUCCUAGAUCGUGUGAUAAAUUGGCAUAUUGACAUCAAUCGCCAUCAGCUGGAUGAGGGUAAAAUGCGCCACCUGCUGGAAGUGCUCCGUCAAGACUUUGAAGAGCCAACCAAGAUAUCGACCAACAAUGCAGAGCUUGAAAAAAAGGAGAAUUAUCUGCUUGAUAGCCUCCUACCACAUCUAGAAUCAGUGGGGAAACAAGUAAUGACCAAAGAAGACAAUGACCUGUUCUCUUAUGUGUCACUGAUUAAACAUUGCGAGUCCCCAGAUUAUACCCAUCCCUUAUUGGUUUCUACACCCUCAUGCUCUCCUGAAAGAACUGCUUCGCAGACUGAAAUAACUGAAAAAGAUAAGAAGAGUGACAGUGAGGGAAAGUUUAUUGACUCUCCUUUGCUUAGUGAGCAUGUCACUGAUAAUGCAAGAACCAGUGAAGAUCACUUCCACACAGCUGCAACAACCAGCAUCCACAAUGAAACCCAAGAGUAUUCCACUAUAACCAGCGGUCAAGACCAAGCUGAUGAACAGUCUAAAGAGGUUGAGGAUCUAGGGAGAAGUUUGUCAGAGUCAUUGCAUGUGUCCAGCAAUACACACUGUGAAAACACUGCCAGUGAGCAACAUACAAAUACGGGGGCUUCUGGUAGUGAUGAUGAAUUUUAAGUUUUUAUUGUACUGCAGGAUUUAAUGUCCUUUAACAGACGAUAAAUUAAUAUUCCAUAUUUUGAAAGUGUCAUUUAAAAAAAUGAACACUGGUGUUUUACACUGAAGAGUGUUGUAGUUUUGUUUUCUACAUAUUUUUCCACAACAAAAGCACAGUGAAAAUGGUUACAUGAAUAAAUCUGAGCUUUAAUGUUACUAUUUUGGGAUGGGAAUGAGUUUGAUCACUUUAGUGGUUGAGCUGCAGUUUACCUCUGAAGUUAGUUUCAGUAGCUUGUCCUGCCAGUUUAAAGUAUGAUGUAGCUGAAAAAAGUGUGAAGUGUUUUUGGCCUGAAAGUGCCACUGAUAUGUAGCUAAUGAGAGUUAACUGUCACCAGAAAGUGUCUUUACAAUUGCAAUAAAAUUGGCUAUUCAUUCACUGCU